Dioscorea cayenensis subsp. rotundata (Guinea yam) is the source of this 1308-nucleotide messenger RNA. RefSeq lists its product as uncharacterized. The coding region runs from base 1 to 1089 and encodes 362 amino acids. The record is from RefSeq and is a predicted model, not a curated record. NCBI's taxonomy places the organism in Eukaryota, Viridiplantae, Streptophyta, Magnoliopsida, Dioscoreales, Dioscoreaceae. The transcript is spliced from 3 exons.
AUGAGAGUGGCGAGAAGGGGCGGAGGAGGUGCCAAAGAGGAAGACGAGAAGAGAAGAAAAGGCAAUGGAGGGUUCUUAUACGGGUACGCUCCACCGUCUGAUCCUUCCUCGGAAUCUGUGCUUAAACGAUGGAUGGAAUCACAGAUGGCGGAGUGGAGAAGAGUAGGUUUGCCCCGAAGGAGUUCCGGCGGGUACACCAGACCGCCCAAGAACUCCAGGCCACCGCCUCAGCUCGGCUUUUGGAAUGUCGAUGUUCCUUCUUGGGAGAAACAAUUCUUCAUUAAUGAGUGUCCAGUUACAUGGGAACAACUGAGUUAUGUCAAGCAAUCUAUGUCACUUUACAAAAAUGUUCAAAAUUGGGAUGAUUCAGCGGCAUCAGAGGCUUUUCAGAAUGCAAAAUUCCGUUAUUGGGCAACUAUUAACAAUUGCCAAUCCAACAUCCCAUUGCCAGAUCCAGACAUAUACAUUGACAAGGUCAACUACGACGUGGUUAUUGAUCCAGAAAUAGUGGCUGAUUUGUAUAUUGAGCCAGAACAACUGACACCAGCAGAAAGCUCUUUCGACUAUAUGAAUGUACCAAUUGUACCCACUGGAUGGGAUGAUACAGGAGUUCCACUUCCCACAAACGGGCUGACCGCUGAACAUCUAUCUCGAAUUGGUAUUAUCAGUACCGGAUGGGAUGAAGCCAAAAAUGAUUCUGGUCAGGAUGCGAAGCCUUUCAAUGCCUGGAAUGCUACUAGUCAGGAAGUGACCUACGAUUACAGCAGUAAACGGAACACAGGUGAUUGUUGGGGAGAUGCGAAUGUGAACAAUAGGAGAUGGGAGAAUGAGUGGAAGUUCGAGCCUCAUGGAAAUAGUAACAAUGACAUGGGAAAGUUUGGUAGGAAUAGAGAUGGCGGUGGCUGGUUUGGUUCGAGAAAGACAGCCUCGAGGUUCAAGACUGAUAACAACCUGACAAACAGGGGCUGGAGAAAUUUCAGAGGGAAGCAAAGCAGAAUUGAAUCAAUUGAUGACAGUGAGCUGACAGUUUAUGCUGGAAGGCCGACAAAUUUGCUGAGGAAAUCUACUCCUUGUGGACCAGUGAAUUGAUUCUUGUGCCGUGUGUCGAAAGGAGAAAUCUAUAUCUAGUGACAAAAAACAUCCUGUGAUUCCAUUAGGCCCGGGAAAGAAUCUUUGCCGAGUGUUGCAUCCAAUUUUUGUUUAUAUAUGUAUAUAUAGAUAUAUGCUCGUUUUGACUAUGUAUUUAUAAGAGGAAUGUUCGAUUCUUCUAAAACAUAUAAUCUACGUAUAAUUCGAGUUUAUGAUUUA